AUCAUGCCCGUCGCAGUCCUGUUAUAUCUUGCGUCGUAUAUUGACAGGGCAAAUAUCGGCAACGCGAAAGUCUUUGGUCUCGCCUCGUCGCUCCGUUUAACAGACAACCAGUACAACUGGGCGCUCUCGAUAUUCUUCAUCGGUUAUGUGGUUUUCGAAACGCCAUCUAACAUUAUACUUAAACGUAUAAGCCCUCGAUGGUACAUUCCUUCCAUAACGGUGCUGUGGGGAUUGUGCUGUGCUCUCAUCUCGCGCGUACAUACUUCGUCUGGAUUGCUGGCGGCGCGCUUUUUCCUUGGACUUAUUGAAGCAGGAUUCAUCCCGGGUAUCGUGUACUGGUUGAGUUGCUGGUACCCACGACACAUAGUGGGUCGGCGCUUUGCCGUUCUCUAUUCAUCCGUCUCCCUAACUGGGGCAUUCGGCGGACUGCUCGCUACCGCGAUUCAUGCCUUGGACGGCACCCAUGGCAUAGCAGGCUGGCGGUAUGUCUCGCUC
Postia placenta MAD-698-R-SB12 is the source of this 495-nucleotide messenger RNA. RefSeq lists its product as hypothetical. The annotation marks the transcript as partial. Gene Ontology annotation, molecular function: transmembrane transporter activity. NCBI's taxonomy places the organism in Eukaryota, Fungi, Basidiomycota, Agaricomycetes, Polyporales, Adustoporiaceae. Gene Ontology annotation, biological process: transmembrane transport. The transcript is spliced from 4 exons. The record is from RefSeq and is a predicted model, not a curated record. Gene Ontology annotation, cellular component: membrane.